Stylophora pistillata is the source of this 1469-nucleotide messenger RNA. Its product is annotated as tRNA-splicing endonuclease subunit Sen2. Gene Ontology annotation, molecular function: nucleic acid binding; tRNA-intron lyase activity. The record is from RefSeq and is a predicted model, not a curated record. Gene Ontology annotation, cellular component: tRNA-intron endonuclease complex; cytoplasm. Gene Ontology annotation, biological process: tRNA-type intron splice site recognition and cleavage; tRNA splicing, via endonucleolytic cleavage and ligation. Lineage: Eukaryota; Metazoa; Cnidaria; Anthozoa; Scleractinia; Pocilloporidae.
ACUUAUGCGCAGGCAAUACCAUUGCAGCGGGUUCAGUAACAAAGAAUUUUACGUCGUAUACGACGACCCAAAUAUAUACCACAAUCAAUAUGGCGGACGAAGGACGGACUCCCCGGCGCAAGAAAGGCGCUAGAUUUCAUCCCAAAGAAGCUCCAUUUCCCAUUCCCAUUCAAAGUAUUACAGGAGAGCAAUCUUCCACUGAUAGGUGGUACUAUUACACUGGUUAUUUCAGGGAUAACUGCGUUGUGAUUGAAGAUUUAGGAGACCUUACUUUUCUUUACAAGAUGGGUUUCUUUGGGAAAGGAUUUCUGUCAAGAAGCAAACCUGAAUAUGAAACUAUUUCAAAUGUUUCUCAGAAAGCAUUUUCAAAAUCAGAAAAGCUAAGAAGAUUACCACCAAGGGAGAGAAGAAUCCGGCAGUCAAAGUUUCGUAUCGUAAGGAAGGAGAGAUUUAAAAAUCACAAGCAGUGGUGGCAGCAAGCUACUGGCGCAACAUGUAAACAUGAUGAAAAGACAGGUGAAGUGGUGGGAGACCAAGGUGUUUAUAAUGAAGGAAUUAUGGAUCCUUCUCCUAAAAAGAGAAGAAGUGGUCAUGGAGAGACUGUUAAAGAUUUCAAAUCUGUCAGUCAAUCAGAAUUUUGUAAUGAUGCUAUAGAGACUAAAUCACAACUCACUGAUGAUGAUGACGAUGAUGACGACGACGAAAAAAAGGAGGAGGAGGAGGAUGAUGAUGAAAAUUACAAUGAUGUUGAGGAUGAUAGAAAUGUGCUGAGUAAUUCCAGUGGGAAUGAUGAGGCAAUGAUUACCAACAGGGAUUUGGAAGAAGUAAUGCAAGAUGUUGUGAGAAAUAAUCUUGAGUCUUCAAGUGCAUGUCGCAAUCAAAAGGGAUCUGAUAAAGCUACCACAGUGACUAAAACCCAAAGGAGAAAUCAUUUGGCUAGCUCUAGAAGACGCGAUGAUCCUUACAAAGUCUAUGAGCACUUACAGCUGAGUUUAGAAGAGGCAUUUUUCCUUUCCUAUGGACUUGGUUGUCUUUCUGUAUUGGACAAGGAUAAAAAACCCCUGUCCUUGAGUCAAAUGUGGUGUGCUUUUUGUGGAGCUAAACAAGAAUUCAUCCCAAAUUAUGUAUCAUAUCAUUACUUCAGAUCCAAGGGAUGGGUUCCAAAACUAGGAAUCAAAUAUGGAACAGACCUGGUUCUUUAUAAGGAGGGUAUGCCGUUUUAUCACUCAAGCUACUCUGUUAUUGUACAAAUGGUUAAUCAUCAACAUGAGGAUACUGUAAAAAGUGAUAGCACCAUCUUGGGUAGAGAGCUCAGUUGGCGUCAGUUGUGUGGUGUAGGACGCGUGAAUGAACAUGCUGCUAAGGAACUGAUGAUUUGUUACGUCAUCAAGCCAUCAGACUUGAAAAAUGAAGAACUGUCUUCCCCAAAAUGUAUUUCAAGAUUUAAAAUACAGGUGAUUGCUAAUUAA